AUGCCAGCUCCUUUCCAAUACAAACAACCAGAACACAGAUUGACCUUGAUUCCAGGUCCAAUUGAGUUUAGUGACGAUGUUCUUGCAUCAAUGGCUAUCCCCUCUCAAGCUCAUACAUCGCCUGACUUCAUCUACACUUUUCAAUACGUGCUUCAAAACUUGCGCAAGUUGUUUAAAUCAACCGAUUCCAACAGUCAAGGUUAUGUAUUGAGUGGAUCAGGUACUUUGGGUUGGGAUGUUGCUGCUACAAACAUUAUUGAACCCGGUGAAAAAGUACUUGUUUUGUCUACUGGGUUCUUUUCUGACUCAUUUGCUGAAUGUUUGAAAGUCUAUGGUGCAAAUGUCGACGUUAUCACUGCUGAGAUUGGCGAUGUUGUUCCAUUGGACAAGAUUAAAGAACAAUUGAAAAAGGAGAAAUAUUCUGCUAUUACCAUAACUCAUGUUGAUACCUCCACGUCAGUUGUUAGUGAUGUUGAAGCUAUCAGCAAAGUUGUCAAGGAAGUAUCACCAGAAACAUUGAUUAUUGUUGAUGGUGUUUGUUCAGUUGGGGUUGAAGAUGUUGAGUUUGACAAAUGGGGAUUGGAUUUCGUUUUAACUGCUUCUCAAAAGGCCAUUGGUGUUCCAGCUGGAUUAUCGAUCUUUUACACCAGUGAAAGAGCAUUGUCUAAAGCCUUAAACAAGGAGAAGGACACUACAUUCUUUGCUAGUUUGAAGAGAUGGACACCAAUAAUGAAGGCUUAUGAAAGUGGUUCAGGUGCUUACUUUGCCACCCCUGCAGUGCAAACCAUUACCGCUUUGAAAACAUCCUUAGAGGAAAUCUUUGCUGAAGGAUUGGACAAGAGAUUAGCCGUCCAAGCUAAAAAAUCCGAUGAAUUUAAAGCUAAAGUUAAUGAAUUGGGAUUGACAAUCUUGCCCAAGAAUGACAAAGUUGCUGCUCAUGGAUUAACCGCCGUUUACUUCCCCGAAGGUAUCAAUGGACCUGAUUUGUUGAAGAAGUUGGGUGAAAAGGGUUAUACAGUUGCUGGUGGUAUCCACAAAAAGUUAGUCGGUAAGUACUUCCGUGUUGGCCACAUGGGUUACUCCGUUUAUGCUGGUCAUAUUGAUAGUUUUGAAAAGGCUUUGGAAGAAAGUUUGAAGGAAUUGAAGCAAUAA
Messenger RNA from Lodderomyces margitis, 1152 nucleotides. Its product is annotated as pyridoxal-phosphate-dependent aminotransferase family protein. The record is from RefSeq and is a predicted model, not a curated record. Gene Ontology annotation, molecular function: L-serine:pyruvate transaminase activity; L-alanine:glyoxylate transaminase activity. Lineage: Eukaryota; Fungi; Ascomycota; Pichiomycetes; Serinales; Debaryomycetaceae. Bases 1 to 1152 code for a protein of 383 amino acids. The transcript has a single exon. Gene Ontology annotation, cellular component: peroxisome.